AUGAGACUCCUUACCCUCCUCAGUGGGUUGCUUUGCGCUUCUUCUGCGUUGGCUUUCAAAAAGCCAACCAAGCCUACGCUUCCCAGGUCUGUAAUUGAGAGGCGCGUAGCCAACCAGCCGUUCUCACACCCAGAGAUCCAGAAGCGAGCGUCUCGUUUCCUGACGGACAAGACCGAGGCUUUCGCUGUCAAUGGUUCUGGCAUUCCAGAUGUUCCGUUCGAUAUUGGCGAAUCUUAUGCCGGACUGCUUCCCAUCUCUGACAGCCCCGACGAGACCCGCAAGCUUUUCUUUUGGUUCUUCCCUUCAACGGCUACACAGACACCUGACGAGAUCACCAUUUGGCUUAAUGGCGGUCCCGGUUGCUCCUCGCUCUCCGGUUUGUUGACUGAGAAUGGACCUUUCACCUGGGAAGCUGGCACGCUCGCGCCUGUCCAGAACCCCUACUCAUGGACCAAUCUGACCAACAUGCUGUGGGUCGAGCAGCCGGUUGGCGUUGGCUAUUCCCAAGGAAUCCCUAAUAUUACCGAUGAAGUCCAACUUGCUGCCGAGUUCCGCGGUUUCUACAAGAGCUUUGUCGACACGUUUCAAACGAAGAACUGGAAGACCUAUAUCACAGGAGAGUCGUAUGCUGGAUACUACGUCCCAUACAUUGCUGAUGGGUUUAUCUCGGCCAACGAUACCGACUACUUCAAUCUGGCCGGUAUCUCCAUCAAUGACCCCAUCAUUGGCGACGAGACCAUCCAGCAGCAAGUUGUUAUCCUGCCAUACGUCGAGUUCUGGCAGAACCUCUUGUACCUGAACCAGACAUUCCUUGAUCAGGUUCGCGAUCGUCAGGACUCGUGCAACUACUCCUCCUACAUCGACACCUACUUCAAGUUCCCGCCGCCACAAGAACCCUUCCCCGUCCUGCCCGAUCCCUACAACUCCGACACUUACGCGUGCGAUAUGUUUGACACCUUCUACGAAGCCAUCCUCGAAGUCAACCCCUGCUUCAACAUCUACCACAUCACCGAGACCUGUCCGCACCCGUACUCUCAGCUUGGCAUAGUAAACAGUGGCGACUAUUCUCCCCCAGGUGCCUCCAUCUACUUUAACCGUACCGACGUCAAGAAGGCGCUGCACGCCCCUCUCAACUCAAACUGGCAGCAGUGCACCGACGUUAACGUAUUCGGCAAUGGCACGAACAGUAGAUACGCUUCUGAUCAGUCCGUUGGCCCUGCCAACAGCGGUGCUCUCCAGCGCGUCAUCGAGUUCACCAACAACACCAUCAUUGGCUCCGGUGAUCUGGACAUGCUCCUCAGCACCAACGGCACCCUCUUCGCUAUUCAAAACAUGACCUGGAACGGCGCGCAAGGGCUGUCAAAAUACCCAACUACGCCUCUUUACGCGCCAUACCACCCAGAGUACAACGGUGGCGCCCUUGCGGGCGCGGGUGUUCAGGGUGCGUGGACUGCUGACCGUGGAUUGACGUUCUAUACUGCUCGCCUCGCUGGCCAUGAAUUGCCCGGCUACACUCCAGGCGUCGCAUACCGUAUGCUUGAGAUUCUUCUUGGGAAGGUGAAGGACUUCAGUAGUACUGAGAGCUUCACGACUCAGACUGGUAACUUUACUGGUACUAGCCCUAUUUACAGGAGACAUUAUUAG
Molecule: messenger RNA, 1644 nt
Organism: Colletotrichum spaethianum
Lineage: Eukaryota; Fungi; Ascomycota; Sordariomycetes; Glomerellales; Glomerellaceae
Product: putative serine carboxypeptidase
Exons: 3
Coding region: 1-1644 (547 amino acids)
Biological process (GO): proteolysis
Molecular function (GO): serine-type carboxypeptidase activity
Source: RefSeq, a predicted model, not a curated record